AUGAAACUCUCAAUUCUGUCCCUGGCGUCUCUUGCGCCCCUGGUUUCCGCUCAUUUCAAGCUGAACUACCCGACUAGCCGUGGAUUCGAUGAGGACAAAAUGAGUCAGUUCCCCUGCAGUGGCCUGUCUCAAUCCUCAGAACGGACGAAGGUCUCUCUUUCCGCUGGUGACUUCCCUGUUGCCUUGACAAUGGGCCAUUCCCAGACAGCUGUGGAAGUGCUUCUCGCUCUCGGAAACGACCCUGGCACCAAUUUCAACAUUACUCUCCACCCGACCUUCCGAGUGGAGGGUUUGGGCGCCUUUUGCCUUCCCAAUGUCACUUUUGAUGAGUCCAUCGUCGGCGUCAAGUUGACAGAUGGAAUGAACGCAACCCUGCAGGUACAGAGCAAUGGUGACCCGAGCGGUGGUCUUUACGCGUGUGCUGAUAUCCAAUUCACGGAUGUGGACUAUUCCGCACCCUCCUCUUGCUCGAACAACACUGGUGUCAAGGCGACUUCAUUCACCGGAGACGCCGCAAAGCGCAAUGCGAACGAGUCCACUGCUGACGGAGAGGCACAGAGUGGCUCCUCGUCGUCCUCUACUUCCAGUUCCUCUACCGGUAGCGCUACAUCCACUGCUGGCGCGGUCGCUCUGGAGACGGCCGCUUGGGGAAUGUUGGGUGCUGCAGUUGUUGGUGGGAUGGCAAUUCUGUGA
This is a messenger RNA of Aspergillus oryzae RIB40, 693 nucleotides long. RefSeq names its product putative GPI anchored protein. The coding region runs from base 1 to 693 and encodes 230 amino acids. The record is from RefSeq and is a predicted model, not a curated record. The transcript has 2 exons. NCBI's taxonomy places the organism in Eukaryota, Fungi, Ascomycota, Eurotiomycetes, Eurotiales, Aspergillaceae.